This is a messenger RNA of Chanos chanos (milkfish), 4564 nucleotides long. It is a transcript of the gene xdh, whose product is annotated as xanthine dehydrogenase. The record is from RefSeq and is a predicted model, not a curated record. Bases 17 to 4078 code for a protein of 1353 amino acids. Gene Ontology annotation, molecular function: xanthine dehydrogenase activity; FAD binding; 2 iron, 2 sulfur cluster binding. The transcript is spliced from 37 exons. Lineage: Eukaryota; Metazoa; Chordata; Actinopteri; Gonorynchiformes; Chanidae.
UGUCACUCAAGCGAAAAUGUCAGUCUCAGUAGAGAACAAAAAGAGCAGCGCUCCGGAUCCAAAUGGAGAUGAACUUGUUCUGUUCGUAAAUGGGAAAAAGAUAAUUGAGAGAAAUGCAGAACCAGAGAUGACCCUCCUAACAUUCCUCAGGAGAAAACUGGGUCUGACUGGCACCAAACUGGGCUGUGCUGAAGGAGGAUGUGGAGCCUGUACAGUGAUGGUGUCCAAAUUCCAUCCGCACCAGAACCGGGUCCUUCACCAUGCAGUGAACGCGUGUCUGGCUCCGAUCUGCUCCCUGCAUCACUGCGCAGUGACCACUGUGGAAGGCAUCGGCAGCGUGGCCCGCAAAGUCCAUCCCGUUCAGGAGCGCAUAGCUAAAGCACACGGUUCACAGUGUGGUUUCUGUACCCCUGGCAUUGUCAUGUCCAUGUAUGCUCUUCUGAGGAACAAGUCUAUCCCAACAAUGCAUGACAUCGAGGAAGCCUUCCAGGGUAAUCUGUGUCGUUGCACUGGAUACAGGCCAAUCUUAGAAGGAUAUAAGACGUUCACUAAGGCAGGAGGUUGCUGUGGAGGGAAAGGAAGAGAAAAUGGAUGCUGCAUGACGAAUGGACACAAAGAAGAACACGUGAACGGGACCUCCAUUCCUUCUGUCCAGCCACUGUAUGACCCUUCCGAAUUCAUGCCACUGGACCCAACACAAGAAAUCAUAUUUCCCCCUGAGCUCAUGAGUUUAGGUAAACAGACUGAGAGAGUGUUGCGAUUCGUUGGAGAGCGUGUCCUUUGGAUUCAGCCUAACACUCUGGACGAACUUCUGGACCUGAAAGCCACUUAUCCAGCCGCCAAACUGGUGGUGGGGAACACAGAAGUUGGUAUUGAGAUGAAAUUUAAGAAUUUACUGUAUCCUGUUAUAUUAGCCCCUGCGCACAUCCCAGAACUCAACAGUGUCGAAUACACGGAGGAUGGGAUUGUGUUUGGGGCCUCCUGCACCCUGACGUUGCUGGGUGAGGUCCUAUCCGCCGAGGUGGAGAAAUGCCCUCGUCAUGAAACCGAAGUGUUUAAAGCCGUCCUGGAGCAGCUGCGUUGGUUCGCCGGGAAGCAGAUCCGAAACGUCGCGGCUGUGGGCGGUAACAUCAUGACUGCGAGUCCCAUAUCCGACCUCAACCCAGUGUUCAUGGCAGCGGCAUGCAAGUUAACCCUGAUGUCCAAAGGAGGGAAACGUGUCCUUCAGAUGGAUGACAAGUUCUUCACAGGGUACAGGAAAACUGUGCUGAAACCCGAGGAAAUUCUGCUGUCGAUAGAAAUCCCUUUCACUAGAAAGGGCCAAUACUUCUCUGCCUUUAAGCAAUCUCCUCGUAGAGAGGACGACAUCUCCAUCGUUACCUGUGGGAUGAACGUGGUAUUCCAGGAGGGCUCGAACACGGUGAAAGAUCUUCAGCUCAGUUAUGGAGGCAUGGCCCCCGUCACCAUCCUGGCCAAAGACACGUCCAAGAAACUGAUUGGAAGACAGUGGACUGAGGAACUCCUGCAGGAGGCUUGCUCCUUAUUGGCUGAUGAGAUGACCCUUGCUCCCUCCGCCCCCGGUGGGAUGGUCACCUACAGAUGCACUUUAACCAUCAGUCUUUUCUUCAAGUUUUUCCUCACUGUCCAACAGAAACUGGCCCAGGAUCUGAAGGAGAAGGGCAUAUGUGUGGAAGAUGUCAGACCUGAUUACAUCAGCGCUACAGAGAUUUUCCAGUCUGAAACUCCAUCCAGUGUCCAGCUCUACCAGGCGGUGCCUCCUGGGCAGAGCAGCGACGACGUGGUCGGCCGUCCCAUCAUGCACCUGUCUGCCCUGAAGCAAGCCACGGGAGAGGCGAUGUACUGUGAUGACAUCCCCUGCUAUGAGAAUGAACUCCAUCUGGCACUGGUCACCAGCACCAAGGCACACGCCUACAUCAAGUCUAUUGAUGUAACGGAUGCCAUGGCCAUGCCUGGAGUUGUGUCGUUUAUUUCCGCCGAAGACGUUGCCGGUAGCAACAUGACGGGACCCGCGGUCUGCGAUGAGACCGUCCUCGCAGACAAAAUGGUCACAUGUGUGGGUCACAUAGUGGGAGCGAUUGUGGCAGACACACAGGCUCAUGCUCAGAGAGCUUCCAAAGCAGUCAAGAUCUCAUACGAAGAGCUCAAACCAGUCGUCACCAUCCAGGAAGCGAUUGAGAACGAAUCCUUUUAUGAGCCUGUGAGAACUCUGCAGAGGGGAGAUGUUGCACAAGGAUUUAGAGAAUCAGACCACAUUUUACAAGGAGAGAUGCACAUUGGUGGUCAAGAACAUUUCUACUUGGAGACCAACUGCACACUGGCUGUGCCCAAAGGAGAGGAUGGAGAGAUGGAACUGUUUGUGUCGACACAGUCAGCCUCAAAGACACAAUCCCUGGUGGCCAAAGCCCUGGGUGUGCCAGCCAGCAGGAUCGUCUGCAGGGUGAAGAGGAUGGGGGGGGGAUUCGGAGGGAAGGAGAGCAGGAGCACCAUCCUGUCCACGGUGGUCGCCGUGGCCGCACAAAAGGUGAAAAGACCAGUACGUUGCAUGUUGGAUCGCGAUGAAGACAUGUUAGUUUCAGGGGGCCGACACCCGUUUUUCGGACGUUACAAGGUGGGAUACAUGAAGAAUGGCAGAGUUAAGGCUCUUGAAGUGACCUACUAUAGCAAUGCAGGAAACUCCAUGGACCUGUCACUAUCAAUCAUGGAGCGUGCUCUGUUCCACAUGGAGAAUUCCUAUAAUAUUCCGAACAUCCGAGGAACUGGAUACAUGUGCAAAACCAACCUGCCGUCCAACACGGCGUUCCGUGGAUUCGGUGGCCCUCAGGGAAUGAUGGUGGCGGAGAGCUGGAUGACUGAUGUGGCUCUGAGCUGCAGAUUACCUGCUGAGGAGGUGCGGAAGCUGAACAUGUACAAACAGGGUGACGUGACGCCUUUUAACCAGGUGCUGGAGCAGUUUACCAUAGACCGGUGCUGGGAGGAGUGUGUGGCUCUCUCAAACUUCAGCCAGCGCAAAGCUGCUGUAGAUCAGUACAACAAACAGCACCGGUGGACAAAACGAGGACUGGCUAUCAUCCCAACCAAGUUUGGAAUCAGCUUUACAGCUGUCUUCCUUAAUCAGGCGGGGGCGCUGGUUCACGUGUACACUGAUGGUUCUGUGCUACUGACCCAUGGAGGAACGGAGAUGGGACAGGGACUACACACCAAAAUGGUGCAGGUGGCCAGUAGAACUCUGGGUAUUCCCAGUUCUAAGAUCCAUAUCACAGAGACCAGUACCAACACAGUGCCCAACACCAGUCCCACUGCUGCGUCCGCUUCCUCGGACCUGAACGGCAUGGCUGUCUACAAUGCUUGCCAGACACUUCUGCAGAGACUUGAGCCAUACAAAACCAAGAACCCCAAAGGAUCCUGGGAAGACUGGGUGAAAGCUGCCUAUUUUGACAGAGUCAAUCUAUCAGCCAAUGGGUUCUACAAGACUCCAGAUCUGGGUUAUGACUUUGAGACCAACUCGGGAAGACCGUUUAAUUACUUCAGUUACGGAGUUGCCUGCUCUGAGGUGGAGAUUGACUGUCUGACGGGCAGUCACAAGAAUCUUCGCACCUUCAUUGUGAUGGAUGUCGGCAAGAGUCUGAACCCAGCGCUGGAUAUUGGUCAGGUUGAAGGUGCAUUCAUGCAGGGUGUUGGUCUCUUCACCCUGGAGGAGCUGCGGUACUCUCCUCAGGGCUAUCUGUACACGCGUGGGCCUGGUAUGUACAAGAUCCCUGCCUUUGGAGAUAUUCCCACGGAGCUCAGCGUGUCUCUGCUCAGAGAUGCUCCAAAUGAAAAGGCCAUCUUCUCCUCAAAGGCGGUAGGAGAGCCACCUCUCUUCCUGGCAGCCUCUGUGUUCUAUGCCAUUAAAGAUGCCAUCACUGCUGCCAGAUCAGAGUCUGGUCUGACCGGCCCGUUUCGCCUGGACAGCCCUGCCACCCCGGAGAGGAUACGCAACGCCUGCGAGGACUCCUUCACCAAACUGUGCCCGCCUGCCGAGCCUGGAAGUUUUACUCCGUGGGCGGUACAGGCGUAAAACAUCGAAAGGCAAGAGAUGAAACGUCAGAUCUUUCUCCUGUGUGAACCUGUCAGCGGCACACAGUGGAAACAUGUUCCCCGCUGAGGUUGCCUGGUUUAAUACACAAAGCAUAUAAUGUUUUACCCACUGACUGCCAAAGCAAGUCAUGCAAUUUACAGUGAUUUUUCAAAGUGUUCUUUAAAAAAAAAGAAAAAAAAAAAAGUACAGUGUGACACAAGCGGGUCCCAGUCUUUUUACUAUAGGACUAAAACCAUGUAGACAUAUGAAGGUAUCGGUAUUUCAAAAUGAUAGUCAAGGCCUUUUGUCUGGGCACUUUAAAUUAAAUGUUUAUUGAGAGGACUAUAAAGAAAAAAUUUUAAUAAUUGUUAUUUGAUUCUGCCAUCUCAAUGAUGAUCACGCCAUGUUAUAUUUGUACUGUAAUCAUUUUAAAUUAUUAAGAAUGUGGAGGUCAGGAGAUGCAGAAUAAACUGUACCAAAGCUUCA